This is a messenger RNA of Trichoderma virens Gv29-8, 2301 nucleotides long. RefSeq names its product glycoside hydrolase family 31 protein. The transcript has 4 exons. Bases 1 to 2301 code for a protein of 766 amino acids. Gene Ontology annotation, biological process: carbohydrate metabolic process. The record is from RefSeq and is a predicted model, not a curated record. Lineage: Eukaryota; Fungi; Ascomycota; Sordariomycetes; Hypocreales; Hypocreaceae. Gene Ontology annotation, molecular function: carbohydrate binding; hydrolase activity, hydrolyzing O-glycosyl compounds.
AUGAAGUUUCGCGAUGGAAUGUGGCUUCCCAUCGAGGGGAAGAGGACAGAAUAUGCAGAAGAUAUCUAUACCAUCACGAAACGGCCAGAUGGUAGAGCCCUGUCAUUACUAUGUCCGACGAAGCACGUCCGUUCGCGAGGAGAUACCUUAAACUUGCCAACCGUGACACUUGACCUUGAAGCGGUUUUUGAUGGCGUGAUUUCUGUCGAAGUAACUCACUGGUCUGGAGCUGCAAACAAAGGCCCCCAUUUUGAUCUUUUCCCUGACGGGAAACCCCAAGAUGAUGCUAGUAUUUCUGUUUCAGACAAAGGCACGACAAUUGCGUCGGGUAGUGUGAGCGCCACAAUUCAUCCUGAUCAGCACACAUUUGACAUCCGCUUCCACGCAACAGACGGGUCUAAGCAUUUAACUUCUCUACUGAAUCGCAGCGUCGGUUUUGCCUAUGGUCCAGCGCCUAGUACACCUAUUCAGCUUGAUGAUAUGAGGAACUUUGACCACUAUGUAUUCACGCAGACAACACUCGGCGUGGGCGAGACUGUACAUGGACUUGGCGAACGCUUCGGCGCAUUCAACAAGGUCGGCCAGAGCGUCACUCUAUGGAAUUCGGAUGGCGGCACAAGCUCUGAACAAGCCUAUAAGAACGUAUCAUUCUGGCUUAGCAAUCGGGGGUAUGGUGUGUUCAUCGACACUCCAGACAAAGUUGAUCUGGAAGUUGGAAGCGAACGUUCAUGCCGUGUACAAACCAGCGUGAAAGGCCAGCGACUAAAAUGGUAUUUGAUUUACGGGCCCUCGCCAAAGGAGGUUUUGUAUAAAUAUACCACCUUGACUGGCAGGGCAGGAAGAGUUCCAGCUUGGAGCUUUGGUCUGUGGCUUUCUACGUCAUUCACAACGAGUUACGAUGAGAAGACUGUCAGCUCAUUUCUUGAGGGUAUGGCAACCCGCGAUAUUCCAGUCGAAGUGUUUCACUAUGAUUGUUUCUGGUUGAAAGCUUUCCACUGGUGCGAUUUUGUGUUUGAUACGGAGAUGUUUCCCGAACCUUCAAAUAUGAUAAGCCGUCUCAAAUCCAGCGGCCUGGUCAAAAAGAUUUGCGUCUGGACAAACCCAUACCUCGGCCAAGCUUCUCCUGUUUUCAAGAUGGCAGCAGAGAAAGGCUAUCUAUUAAGGAGAAAGAACGGCGAUAUUUGGCAGACAGACCUUUGGCAAGCAGGAAUGGGAAUCGUGGAUUUCACAAAUCCUGAAGCUACAAAAUGGUUUGUCAGCUGCAUGGAAACUCUUUUUGACACUGGUGUGUCUGCCAUCAAGACGGACUUUGGCGAAAGAAUUCCAGUAGAUGAUGUUCAGUGGUUUGAUCCAAGUGUGGACCCGUCAAAGAUGCAUAAUUACUACUCCUUUGUGUACAACAAGGCGGUGUAUGAGGCUCUACAGAAACGCCAUGGCAAGUGUGAGGCUGUUGUCUUUGCGAGAGCCUCAACAGCAGGCUGCCAACGAUUCCCUCUACAGUGGGGUGGAGACUGUGAGUCGACUCCUGAAGCAAUGGCUGAAUCACUUCGCGGAGGUCUGUCUUUGGGUCUAUGUGGAUUCUCUUUUUGGAGUGUGGACAUUGGCGGCUUCGAAGGUUAUCCAUCACCGUGGAUAUAUAAACGAUGGGUUGCUUUUGGAUUAUUAACAUCGCACAGCCGUCUUCAUGGCAGCAACAGCUAUCGUGUUCCUUGGACGAUUGACAAUGAUGAUCAAGGAGAACAGAGCUGCGCAAAGACACUAGCAAGAUGGACAGCUCUGAAGGCUCGCCUCAUGCCAUAUUUAUAUGCACAGGCGGCAGAGGCUAUUGCUGGAGGUCUUCCGCUAAGUGUCCGCGCCAUGUGCUUAGAGUUUCCGGAAGACCCAACCUCUUGGUAUCUCGACCGCCAAUUCAUGCUUGGCUCUAAAUUACUGGUGGCUCCAGUUUUCGAAGAGACAGGAGACGUCGAAUUCUACUUGCCUGAAGGCCGAUGGACGAACUUUUUCACAGGAGAGGUAAAGUCCGGGCCUAGGUGGGUGAAAGAAAAGCACGACUUUGAUACACUGCCAUUUUACGUCCGCGAAAACACCGUCUUGGUUUUGGGUAAAGAAGGCGAGAGGCGGACGGUUUACAACUAUCUUGAGGAUGUCGAAGUUCGUUUGUAUCACGCUACCACUGGAGCUGAAGCGCAGCUGGUUGAUAGCGAUGGCAACGAAAAAGGCAGGCUGAAAAUCGAUACUAACAGCUCUGUCAUCGGUCAGGAUCUUCUUCAAGGCAACUCAAGUAUUCAGAUAAUAUCUUAA